AUUUCCUCUUUGAGUCACGUGACUGAUUCUGAAGAUGAUACUUUUGGAACAAUGACAAAUAUCUAAAUUGUUUACGUGCUGUGGAGUGGAACGGCCUAACGGUGCAGCAGUUUAAAGAAUAUCACAAUAUCACAAUCUAUAAUCAUGUAAUACAGCGUGUGACUUUUUUGCGGGAAACAUAAUCUGAGGUGUUCUACCAAGAGGGAAAGCAACGAAAAUGGCGUCUUCAAGAAAUGUGAAGCAACCUCCUGGGGCUGGCAUGUUUGAUCCAGCGAGUAAACUGCAAUCAAACACACUCAAGAGACACCCCAAAAUGGAUUUGAAUAAGGCAGAUUUGCUGAGAUUACUCAGUUAUUUGGAAGGAGAACUUCAAGCUCGGGAUAUAGUCAUUGCUACGAUGAAGGCUGAAAAGGCAAAACAGCUGCUGUAUCAGGCCAAAUAUGGCAGAUUUGGUCUUGGGGAUCCGUUUUCUGCAUUACAAAGAGAUUCUGACAACUUGAAAGACAACUCGUUUGACGAGACAGCCAUCAAGUCCAUGUACGACAACCAGCUGGCUCAGCUAGAGAAUCUGAUCGCCACCCAGAGAAAAGCUCAGCUCAAAAUGAGAGAGCAGCUUUCUGCUGCCGAAAAACGAUAUCAUAAGGUGUGUAAUGAGUUGGAAGAUGAGAAGAGGAAACAUGCUCAGGACACCGCCCAGGGAGAUGAUGUCACAUACAUGUUGGAGAAAGAGAGGGAGAGAUUAAAACAAGAGAUUGAGUAUGAGAAAAGCCAGAACAAGAAACUGGAAAAGGAUCUCAAGAAGACUUUAGCAAGUCUGGAGGAAGAACGAGCAAACUCCAUCAAACACAAACAGGUGGCUGUAAUGUUGAUCAAAGAACAGAAGAAACUGAUCGAAAAGUUGGUCAAAGACCGGGGAAGGAUCCAGAAACUAGAACAGCAGCUGCAGGAGGAGCAAGAGAAGACGAGCAAUGUGGUGGAGGGACUGGUGAUAGAGAGCAAGAAAUCACUCAAAAUGGAGGCGGUGAUGGAAAAACAGAUGAGUGACUUUGACGUGGAGAGAGAACAGCUGAGAGGGAAGCUAGGUCGGGAGGAGGCCAAGAACCGGGAAUUAUCCAAUCAAGUAGAAGCCUUGCAGCAUCAGGUGGACCUGCUGCAGAAACAGGUGGCACUGGAGAAAGUCACGUCCGGCAAAGACAGUUUUCAAAGCAUUGAGAUUAAGUCAACAGUCAAAACACCAGAAAGGGGAGCUAGUAAUAUGGCUGUUGUCAGUCCUAACAUUGGACAGCUUCCAGCCAAGAUGGGGAGACACAGUGAGGGGAAUCUGAAAGUGUCAGACGUGUCUGACAAAAGUCGUGUAGUGGAGUCUGCUAUUCAGAAAGGUGUGCGCUACAGUCAUUCUCCGGAGAGAGGGAUGCCAGAGGGCUAUAGAACAGACUCCCAAGAAAUGAGGGUAGUGGCCACAGAGCCUGUGUCUAUUGAUAGAAACAUGGACAUGUACCGUGGAGGAGGGAGGUUGGGGCCACAGUCUGGGUCCACAGCUGUGCUGAGUUCUGGAGGAGGCAAGGUACUGACAGUCAAUGUGGGACACUCGAGUUCUCCUUCAUCUCCUGUCAACAUGUCACCGAGGAAAGUGGCAGUCCCAGGGAGGGGGACCCCACCCCCACUACCCCCCAACAAGCCGAGUCUAUCUUCACCGGUCACUGCCAGUCCUGUCAGUAAAGUGAUCACCCCAGUGUCCCAGGCAGGGUCCCCACGGGGAGUACACAUACCAGUCAGUGUUGUGCAUAGCUCUGGAACUGUUACCCCUACCCGGGCGCCGCAAGGGGAAGGGAAGGCCACACCUAUUCGGAAGCCUACUCAGCCCCAAGUAAACAGCAAUAAUGACUCCACCCCCAAUGAUCAUGUGACUUUGACUGACACCUCUGAGCCUUCUAAUGAAACUCUGGAGUUCUUUGGUUCUGAAAUGGCUGACCUGCAAAAUCUGCUUACUUCCAUUAUGGCAGGGCUAAGCGGAUCCUCGUCUGAUGGAAUUGAUUCGGAUAAUUCACUACAUAUAGACGGCGCCCCCUCCCUCCCUGCUGAUGUGCUUUCCUCGCCUGUUCAUAAAUUUGCUGCCAACGGAAAUUUUUCAUCUCUACAGAAAUUAAUUACAGACACCAACGCUGACGUCAACCUCCCCCUCACUGAUGGAUCCACCCCACUCAUAUACGCGGCCAAAUAUGGUCAUGAAGACUGUGUACAGCUGCUGUUGGACAGUGGAGCCAGUGUGAGCAGCUCCAGUGACAGUAGAUACAGCGCCACACACGCAGCCUCUGCGAAUGGUCAUGACAGCUGUCUGAAGCUGCUCCUGGACAAGGGAGCUAACCCUGAGGUGGGGGAUGGUCAGAACUGGACCCCCCUCCACCUGGCUGCCACCAGUGGACACACCUCCUGCUGCCGACUCUUGCUGGAGCAUGGAGCCAGACUCAAUGUCUGCUCCACCACUACAUGGACACCCUUGCACAGUGUUGUCCAUGCUGACCAAUCAGAAUGUCUAGAGUUCCUUUUGAACUUUCACUCCCGGUUACCACAGCAACCAGGUCACGUGACUAUACAGGAACUGGUGGAGAUCUCAGACAGUGAUGGAUGGACAGUUAUACAUGUUGCUGCCUCUAAAAGUUCUACAGAUUGUCUCUCGGUCCUCAGUAAAUACUGCAACAUUGACAUCAAGAAGACAGACAGAUGGAGGAGAAGUGUUGCUGAUGUAGCCACACCUAUUUGCAAUCAAUUUUUGUCUCAAUUAGGUAGCUCUAGUGUACAGGUCCCUGUGAUGAUUGAGUUAAGUUACGCACGUCUAUCAGGGACAGACAACUCUAUCCAUGUUCCGGGCCGCUCGUUUGUGGUGGGGUCGGUCCAGCUGACCUCUUCCACAGGCUGGAUGGAGCUGGAAGGCAUUCUCCAGUCCGUGUUAACCAACUUCUUCCAUCAGCUAGACACUGGCCUCAAAACCAAGAAAACGAGUCGGCUCGACCCCGAGAUAGCUAUUGACUCAGCCCAGUACAGCCUGGGACUGGGACCUAAGGCCAUCCAACACUACUCUAUAGGAUCGUAUCACUGGGUAGCUGGACUUCAUUCAGUAGAUAAUCUUCCUUACGACAUUUUGUGCAAUAAUCAGUCUCAGUCAAUUGGGAUUGUUUUAGAAGGUAAUCUGGACACUGUCUCCUGUGACGUAUUGUUGGCAGUUCCUGUCCUACAGAAUUACCUCAGACUGUUGGAGCAUUACAAGAGUGUUGUGUUCUAUGGACCUGAGGCCACAGGGAAGACCUACCUGGCCCACAGAAUGGCUCAUUUUGUGGCAAAGAAGGAGCAGAAGGAAGGGAGUAGGACCAGCAUACACUCUGUGGAACUGACCGCUGACUUCUCUCACUCUGACCUAGUCAGUUUACUCCUGUCUACAGGUUGUAUGGUGAGGACAGGGAGUGACUACAGUGAGAAUUCUGCCCCUAUCCUUGUUCUCAGUAACCUGGAGAGGGUCAAAAUGGCCCAGAUGUUUGGGAAGUUACUGGCCGCGGUAGAGCACCGGGGUCAGUACCACACCUUUAGCCUGGAUGGACAGGUGUCUGACCAGUACUUCCUGGUGGAUAAAUUCUACCUGAUAGCCACCAUGAACAAAUCAAGAUCCACAGGAUUAGAUCUGUCUAUCCAGCAGCGCUUUAGGUGGGUACACUUCCGGAUUGACUUGGAACCAAUCCGGAACUUCCUGGCCCGCUACUUCCUGAGGAAGUUCCUCCACGUGGGCGGGGGGCACCUGCCGUCUCCAGACAGCCUGGUGUUCCGUGCGGUGGAGUGGGUGCUGUGUGUCUGGCAGAGACUAAACGAUGGCCUAGGAAAGCUCGGGAUUCCCGAUGUCGUUUUCGGUCCCUGUCAGUUCCUUGACUGUCCAAUCGAAUCAAAGGACCCACAUGUUAUCCACGAGUGGAUCUGUGAGUUAUGGAACUGUAAGAUAGCCCCUGUAGUGAGGGAGGCGGUCAUUCGCGGGACCGGUAAGGAGACGUCCAGUGACGGCCAACAGAAGGUGGCCAACACGGCGCUCUACGUCCUGAUGCAGAAAGCUGUUGUCCCUGGCUGUCCCCUCAGUGGACAAGAGAAGGAUGUAUACUUGUUUUCGUUCUCGGGAAGCAAUGAGUUGGACAUCCCAAUGCGGGUGGACAAGUCCAAGAUCCCUGUCCCUAACGGCAAUCACCCGCGGCGGUCACUCGGCACCCCCAGGGAGUCCUCGCUGCGACACAAGCACAGGAAAUCAUUAGAUGAAAAGGAAUCAGAACUAUUGGGCCAGGGAAUAAAGAAACGUAGCAGUUCUGAGACAUCCAUCAAAAACUCCAUCGAGUAUGAGGGAUCACCAGCUCAUGCCAGCAACUUUUCAACUGCUAAAAUGCCGAAACUGGAAAUUCGCACCCCUUUUAUUUUCUCUCAGGAGACUCGACCAAGAUGGGAUGGGGAGAUGUCGGGUUAUCAGUCGGACACAACGGAACCCCCACUCAGAACAUUUUCUUUUUCUGCCAUACCAAAGAGUCCAGGGGUCACACUACACAACAGUGCAGGGGAUGUAGGUCAGUCUCAACCUACCAGAAGGUCAAGGUCAUCUGAAAACUUAUUGGAUGGUGGAGCAGACACAAAACCAAAAUCUCCAUUCUCAUUCUCACUAACCACGCCCACAUCUUUGCUUUCAUCAUUUAAAUUUCUAGAAACAAAAUCAAGAACAAACUCAUCACCUGCAGCUUCUGUGCAAAGCUUGAGGUCCCAGUCAGAGUCUUCUUCCUCUGAUGUGAAAAAAUCUGAACUACAGCAAACAUAUUCUACAAAUUCUAACAAUAGUCUCACAGGUCAUGGCAACAACAGCUAUGGCAACCAGAGGUCAUGGCCAGGGAAUAGACCACAGAGUGGUGAUAAGGCGGGACUGGAGUAUACACCACACAGACUGACUCAACCCAACAAGCUACAAACCUCUACAAGGGCCAGCCCACAACCCACACCAAACAGAGUGGCCCCGUCAAACCAUCUACAAACACACAACAGCGAUAAAGUGCAGCCAUCCUCUACCAGUUAUGUCAGCCCACAACCCACACAAAACAGAAUGGGCCAGCCUAACAAUCUACAAACACCCAACAGUUAUAAAGUGCAGCCAUCCCCCAACAGUUAUGUUAUUCAGGGACAGAAAGAAAAUGUGUAUGCACAGAAUCAGUCGGCUAGGGGAGAUAAUCAUAUUUCGUUUGGUGAUAAUUCAGAGGGAGAACAGUUUGUUAGGAGCUCAGAGGAACGGCAGAGUUUUACCAGGAAAACUGCAGACAAUCCUUUCCUCAGAAACUCUAAACUCAGGAAAAGUAUUGAAAAAAUCUUGCCAGACUCGCCAUUUAUUCGAGAUUCUGAGGGAAGGAAAAGUCUUGGAAAAUCUGAAAGUUCCUUUGGAAGAAAUUCAUCAACUCAGAAAAAUAUUGAGAAGACGACGGUAGAAAAUCCCUAUCUGAAAGACUCAGGUAGAUUGAUUGGCCAAAGAGGUGUCUAUCAAUAUCAGGAAAGAUACGUGGGAGGGGGAAUUGAUAAGGCAAAAGGAAAUCUGGAGAGUGAGUUAUAAACUAAUGCCAGCUGGAUGGUUCUGUGUAGAAAUCUGACAAGCUUUGUUGACUGUGAUAAGACUGUUUAUGUGUUGUGUUCUACAUGUUCAUGUUGUAAAAGUGAUUGUAUUUUAUAGACUCUGUCUUUUAUUAUCAUUUUAUUUGCUAUACAUAUACAUUGUGUAUUGAAAACAAUCUAUUUUCCUAGCAAGCACAUACAGUAUGUAAAAAUUAUUUCAUUGUACAUAAAUGAAUGUGCAUGUAAGGUGUGUUAGAAAUGUUCAAAUUUUUUUGUAAAGGUUUUAAGGAGGAAUAGGAAAAUAUGAGAUGUUGAUUUAAGUGGGAUGGAUGGUUGUGGCCAUAACUGUAUUUUGUCAUCUGAAUACUCUUGAGUACAUUGAGAAUUAGGAUAAAAAUGAACAAAAAUAACCCCAAAAAUCCAUGCGGUCUUAAAUUAUUACAAAAGUGAGGUACAUAUACACAUGUAGUUACAUUCCUCCUUCAUGAAAAUUUCUGUUCUGUUUUAACUAUCAGUAAAAGAACAAAUAACAUGAAAUUCUUCCAGUGUUUCUAAUGGCAUGUUUCAGUUAUAAAGUCAUAAACAUAUUUUUGUACAUGUACCUAUAUUUUUUUUAAUGCUUUUUGUUUUUAUUAGUCAGUUGUCUGAUUACUGGUAUGUUGAAGUCGUUUAUCAAGGAAUGUGAUUUUUGAGCUUUUAGGUGAGAUUUUAGAAAUUGUCUUAUAAUUGUUUGUGUUUCCAUAUUUGUGUUGUGUUCUGAGCCUUAAGCAUCAAAACUAUUCAUUAACUGGUAUAUACAUUUUACAUGUAAUUUUAAAAUGUGUUUUUUAUUGGUCCCCAUUACACAGUAUCUGGUAUGCUUUGGAAGGAUAGGAGUAGAGAGGAUUAAAUGCUAUGAUAGUUCUGUAGUAGCCCUUGUAAUAGGUUCCCAUGUUGUAAAGAGUGUAUACAUUACUUCCUAUUUUACUGAUACCACUGGUGUCUUAGGCUACAGUCUAUUUUCUUACGCAAGAACUCUACUUUCAAUUGUGCAUUCAAAUUAUGUUGGAAUGAAAGAAGGUAACUUUAAGUUUUACAGACCUUCAGAAGAUAUACAAAAUCUGAUUUUCAACAAUGUGCUUAAAAGAAUUAAUUCAUACAUGGUUUUGUUAAUACACGUUCGUUUUGAUCUGUCCAACUGUGUAGAGGGGGGAUAUAUUUCCAUUUUGUUAGUGUUAGUAUUUUUCUGUUGUUCCACUGUUAGUGUACACAUUUCUGUUACUUUGUUGCAGCUUUAAUAAAUAAUGGUGUAUUUUUCUACAAUGUUGAUGUUUUCAUCAGGUUGUGACUGUUAUCUGUAUUGUCUAUAUAUAAUGUUAUGUUUGUGCCAAGGGGAGGGGGAAUAAGAUCUGCAAUAAAACUAAACACCACUA
Magallana angulata is the source of this 7022-nucleotide messenger RNA. RefSeq names its product cortactin-binding protein 2-like. NCBI's taxonomy places the organism in Eukaryota, Metazoa, Mollusca, Bivalvia, Ostreida, Ostreidae. The record is from RefSeq and is a predicted model, not a curated record. The coding region runs from base 218 to 5611 and encodes 1797 amino acids. The transcript has 22 exons. Gene Ontology annotation, molecular function: ATP binding; protein binding; ATP hydrolysis activity.